Verruconis gallopava is the source of this 1900-nucleotide messenger RNA. RefSeq lists its product as uncharacterized. The transcript is spliced from 3 exons. Bases 8 to 1552 code for a protein of 514 amino acids. The record is from RefSeq and is a predicted model, not a curated record. Gene Ontology annotation, molecular function: protein binding. NCBI's taxonomy places the organism in Eukaryota, Fungi, Ascomycota, Dothideomycetes, Venturiales, Sympoventuriaceae. Gene Ontology annotation, cellular component: Cul4-RING E3 ubiquitin ligase complex.
CAACAAUAUGUAUCGCGGGGAGUUGCCUGGAUUCUACUGGGAUGAAAACAAGGCUAAAUACUUUCGAGUGCAAGAAAACCAUUAUGCUGGGGCUUCUUCAAAGUCAGCAUACACGAAAGCUAAAGUAGAGGAACUAGAGAAAGAAAACAAAAAACGCAAACGCCAGGAAACUUUGCAGAAGCAACGAAAGCGGCAUCUUGUGCAACGUGCGUCUCCUUUGGUGACGCCUCGAGCCAGCUAUAUAGGCUUGCACGCAGAAGCUGGCCAACGAGCGAGCAUCUCUCGCAUCCUCCAGGACGGUGCAGAGGCAUUUGCUCGGUCUCUGGACUCAAAAGUACUGCUUGACCUUGAAGAUCCAGGCUCCGCUAGGAACCUAUACGUAGAUUACAGAUCCGAUUUUCAUAUCUCCCACUUUGACUAUGACCCGGCUACACGAGGGAUGGUGCUGGGCAUGAGCCCAAACAACGAUUUCAACUACGAUUCCGUAGUUUCUGUACUCCCAGAAUGCUUUCCAGCGACAAAAUCGAAUGACGACGUAGAAUAUGGUCCUGAGAACCCUGUAUACACGUGGUCUGCGGUUCGCCCCGUUUCGGUCUUUCAGUCCCCCCUCUCGAGCAUAAACAUCAAUCCCAAGACUCGCACAUUUGUUACAGCCAGUACAGGCGACCGCCAACCACCCACUGUUCAGAUAAGCCAGCUUGUUUCGCCUGAGUCUGCUGCGCCCAGCCAGCCCCUUGAUAGCGGUAUUUCCUCUCUCUUCCGGCCGCCGAAUCUAACCACCAUAUUUUGCACCGCAAUCAACCCUUGGCUAAGCCCCGACAAAGAGGAGCACAUAGCCGUCGGCUCUGGCGGCGGAAGUGGUGUGAAUUUCUUUGGCGCGUGGGUCGAUUCCGGGAUGAGGAGCCAAAAUUGGCGACCACUGCCUGCUAUGAAAACCUACUCCGACGUCCUAGCCUUAGAUUGGCUUGGUCCGAAUCUCCUCGCUGCGGGGCUAAGAGAUGCAAGUGUAAUGCUGUAUGAUAUUCGUGCACAGCAGGGCAUCAAGCGCAUGAGGCACCACGGAGGGGUGGUAGGUCUCAAACGCGCAGACGUUGAUGAACGUUUCGUGGUGGCUGGCAUGGAGUCUAUGAUGGCUCUGUAUGACUUACGUGCCCUUCGAACCAUUGACGCAGGGAAUUUGACUGGCUGGUCAAGCGCCGACAAAAGGACUGCUAAAGCAAAGACUAGAUCACUUGGCUUCUAUAGGAAGCAGCUGUCUAUUAUGGAGACGGAGGCCAUGCGGAUCGCCAGACCUAUUUGCAUGUUCGAGUAUCAGAACGAUUAUGAUAUGUUGGGUAUGGAUGUCAGCUCGGACUUAGGUAUUGUAGCUGCGGCUGAAGAGGGAGGUUUUUUGAGAUUAAGCAACUUGAGAAAUGCAGCAACGAUCAAGAGGUGGAAGGUUAGCCGCAAACAGGACGAGAAGAUACGAUGUGUAAGGUUUGUGGAAGACGAGAGAGGCGUGCCAAAGGUGGUGGUAAGCUGUGGUGCGCGGAUCGCAGAAUUUUCUUGGUAAUGCAAAAGUCAAGACAAGGAUCAUGAUUACGACGCUGCUGAUAACGAUGGAAGAAAGAAGGAUGCAAUGAAACUGAAAUAAGGUGCAGGUUGUCAGUCCAAGGUUAGGACUUGCACGAGUGCUAUUGCAGAGCGUCUAAGGACGCUUUGAGCUUGAGAAGCUCGAGCCUGUAGAAAGUAUACAAGCUCCUUGUGCAUCGAAAGGCCAAGCAUGUUCAAUGGCUUUAAUGAAGCCAUUUUCAAGACACAUAUUGACUGCAGUAAACCAGCCACUGGCGGAUCUUUCCGUUGGGCAUCAAGCCAAACGAUAAAAAGCAGCAAAAGCCAACAGGUCGUAGAACCGAAUAUC